Molecule: messenger RNA, 819 nt
Organism: Cutaneotrichosporon cavernicola
Lineage: Eukaryota; Fungi; Basidiomycota; Tremellomycetes; Trichosporonales; Trichosporonaceae
Exons: 5
Coding region: 1-819 (272 amino acids)
Source: RefSeq, a predicted model, not a curated record
AUGACGUCAAACAAGCAAAUCGUCUCACAAGUGGCGAUAGCAUAUUGUGUCUUGUUGUUUCUCGGCUCGAGGAACCAGAUCGGUCGCACUGUCUGGGUUCUCCUCAAUCUGCACGACACGCUCCGCGCGCUGAAGGACAUGUAUCCGAAUGGGCGACGCAUCGGGGUGGUCACUCGUCGACGACGUCUGCGCGCAGCAUUGGCGGGGUGGAUAGUACUCGUGGCAGUGCAACCAAUCACUUUCGUGGCCGAUACUCUCCUCUCCUGGAUCCCGUUCUACUCGUCCAUCAAGAUGUUACUUGUACUGGCUCUUAGCUUCUGGAGGCUAGAGUCUUCAGCAUUCCUCUUCCAGACACUCGUCGUCCCAGUUGUGCGGCGAUACGAAACCCACAUUGACCUAACCCUGCUCCUCCUGGGCUCAACUGUCCUCCUCUUCUUCCACUUCCUCGUCGAACUCCCGUGGAGUACAAUGGUUGCGUUGGCCAAGUACCCGUCUCGCCGGGUUAUACGCGUGUCGGCGUACGAAGCGCCUGUGCCGAGUGUCGACACCUCAACAGCGACCACCCCUUCUCGCCCCACUCGUCCUGCCUCCACCUCCACAGGGCGCCCUUCCGCAGUGGAGACACAGGAGGGAUCCAAGUUGAAGAGCUUUCGGCCCACUUCCCCUCACCAACCCCGCGGCCCUCACUGCGGCGACGGUUGCAAAGCAUGGCCGAGUGAGGGCGGCCGCGCAGUCCCUCGAUGUGGCUUCUGCCCCCUCGGCGGCCAAUCGCGAAAGUCAUCGCAGCACUUCUACGAAUGGACGGGGAAAGGCGUCUGA